AUGAUCCAGUCUGGGCUGAAGCGGGGAGAGACAGAACUAGCAAUGAAAGCGCAGGUUUCUCACCGCAAUCAAGUUGAAGAAACGCUUCUACUACUUAAAGAGGUGCCGGCAAACUGUACUUAUUAAGCUGCUCCAAUGGGAUUUCCUCUUAGUAAAUCUGCUACUCGAGUAUCUGCUAUGCGUGCGGAUUCAAAAGUGGAUGAUCACUUAAUGCAAGGGACUGAGAAAAGCAAAUUGGAACCAGUGACUCGGUUAUUUCAAAACACCAAGAAAGUAAGAUUAGAAGACACAAACCAAGAAAACUUUACAAGGAGUAAAGACACUGGAACAGGAUCUUUUUCAGAGAAAGCCUUGGGUUCGGUGGUAUAUGUGAAAGAAAGUGAUGGGAUAGAAAUGACAGAUGUGGAAUAAAAUUAUCCGUGUAUAUGACCAGAGAAACCAAAAUUUGCUUUUGACUAAGAGGGCGUGUUGAAUGAGAACUUAACCUUAUAGGAAAACCUGACAAAAUGAAGGGAGAUGAUUAUUUAUUUUUUACUAUCUA
Molecule: messenger RNA, 541 nt
Organism: Vicugna pacos (alpaca)
Lineage: Eukaryota; Metazoa; Chordata; Mammalia; Artiodactyla; Camelidae
Source: RefSeq, a predicted model, not a curated record